This is a messenger RNA of Lepisosteus oculatus (spotted gar), 1841 nucleotides long. RefSeq lists its product as uncharacterized. Lineage: Eukaryota; Metazoa; Chordata; Actinopteri; Semionotiformes; Lepisosteidae. The record is from RefSeq and is a predicted model, not a curated record.
UGCAUGUACCAGGAAAGCUAACAAGGAAAAAUACAGUGGAAUUAUUUUUUAAUGAGUCAAUUUUAAUUUGUGAAAAUAUUCUACAUUUUGACACUAACAAAGCUCUUCGCUUCACACAUCCAUUUACAAUAUGAAAGCUCUGAUUUUCAUGCUCUGCCUUGUGAUGAGUUCAGGAAGACCUGUGAUUCACAAUGGAAGAGUUAUAGGAAGCAUCAGUGCUGAGAUGAUGCUUCGACAAGGCUAUGGUAAUGUUAUGAAUACACCCCAGAUCCAGGCAGGGAAUGCUAAACCUUUCGACACGACUGCUGGCUUCCCCUCAGUUCUUCCGAUGCAAGUCGAGGGUCAGAUGCCCCAGCCGCCUCUCACACCACAACAGCAAGUUAUGAAUAUGGAUCCCAUGUAUGGAAAUUUCCAAUUGAUAUCAUUUAUGCCUCAGGUUCCAAUAGUGUCAGAUCAACAGACUCAGGGUGGAUUCACAUACCUUCCAGCGAUACAACUUAUAAGUCCUCUCUCCAACACUGAUGUUCAGCCACCAAUGUACACAAUCAUGAUUCAGCAGGCACAAACAGCUGGGUCAGCAAGUUCUGAAGAACCCCAGCUUCAACCAAUUGUAUACAGCGGAAUUUUAAUCCCAGUAAUUACUGGAGGAAUUAACAGGGGCAUCACAAAGAACGAGGGCGGCGGAGCAACGGAGGAAGACAUCCCUACUCCUAGGGGUAUUUUGCCAACCCCAGAAAACCGUGAGCCUACGGACGGUAGAGGGGACCAAGGCACAGAUCCUGCCCACCAGGGGAGUAGCCCAACCACUGCAAUGCCUGAACUCCCGGGGGGAACCGGCGCAGUCCCUGAAAGUCCUCACCCGUCGGCUAAGAGAAGAAAGCCAGCCGGCGUCCACAGGGGCGGUGGCGCGGGCGAGGUAACUCCGUGCGAAGCGACACCGGCGACCUUAAGGAAGACGCCGUCGACGAGACCGGGCGACGGGGCCGUGUUUGUGGAGCCGACAGCGACAGCCGAUACCCUUCCUCGGGGCUUCUCGCGUCUGUCUCCGACCACGGCGGCCGCAGUGACCGCUCAGGGAGCCGCAGGGAUACCCCGAGGCGACGUCGUCUAAAAUCUAAACCCCGUGUCUGUGCCCACUAGCAGGUGGCAACUCAACAUUUAGAGUCGCGGGGUUUAGGCAAAGCAUGUUGGGUUAAGACCCAUUCCCAUGAUUUUCGGCCAGGCAUCCUCAGAAACUGUUCAGCUAUCUCUCGGUCGCAAAAGGGGAACAGUUCAUCCCCACUUCAAGCAGUGAAUAAAAUCAUUACCCUCACUGAGGAUCUGUUCUGACCCCCGGUUUCCCUUUCAAUACUUAUUUUGAAGUAGUUGUAUUAUUACAUAUUUCACUCACUUUGCACGUGUUUUUUUUUUACUUUUUUUGUGAUGCACUUUAUUUUUCGCAGAUAAAUUCUCUUAGAUUUUAUCGAACACGGCACCAUUAUUGUGUACAAUAUCGUAACAGGAAAAUUUUAGAAUUGCAGGUCAUUCUUGUUACGAAAAGUGUCAUUCAGAGCCUGCAUGCUGAUGCAUUAUUUGUUCAUGAUUCUUAAAUCCCCUUUUUAUAGUCUGAAUACCGUGUUGUAUUAUUGUUUUGGCAACUCUGAUGUGAACACGAUUGAUGAGAGAGAGCAUUUAAUGUUUUUUGUUCUUUUUACCUUUCUCAGGACAAUUUGUCUUUUGUUCUGAUGUUCAUGUGCUGGAUCAUGUGAGCAGCUUCUGGGCUUUGAAGGUGUCUGUCAUUGUAUUGAGGGGUCAGUGCAAAAGCAUUGCAAUGUACAAUGGAGCAUUUUUUAAUAAAUAAU